GCUAUUUUGUUGGUUAUGGCUUGCUUUCUCAGAAAAGCCCUUUAGAAACAUCAUUUAUUUUUUAUCUAAGACCAAAAUUCAAAAACUGAAAGUCCUAACUCAACAUCUAGGUUAAGAGUUUUCAAAGUUGUUGGAUCGAAAGAUCUUUCAAUUUCCAUCAAAAUGGCUCCUCAGAAGCCUAAAAAGAGCAAAGUUCGAGUGAUCGCUCGUUUGAGACCAGAAAGAUCGGAGUACACAAGUUCUCUUCCAAACUACAAGGACGCGCCUUCGAAGUGUGUUCGCCCGAUUGACUCAAAGACUCUCGAAGUCUGGAAUUGGAGGAAUGGAAAUGUUCUGCAAUAUCAGUUUGACGGCUUUUUCGGAGAAUACAGUUCGCAGAAAGAGAUUUACCACUUCUCAAUCAAACCAGUUCUGCAGUACGUCCUUCAAGGAGAAAACGCAAGUGUGUUUGCUUAUGGACCAACAGGAGCUGGAAAAACACAUACAAUGCUUGGUACACAUCAGCAACCAGGAGUAAUUCCUCAGUGUUUAUCAGAUGUUUUCAUCGCAAUUGAUGCAGAAAAACAGAAGUCAACAGAAUGGACAUUUGAAACACAAUUCUCUUAUCUAGAGAUUUACCAAGAAAAGGUUAAUGAUUUACUUGACACAAAGAAGCAAGAUCUUCCAAUAAGACAGGAUAAUAAUGGCAACAUAUUUAUUCCCACCUUAACAGAGAAUGUAAUCACAAGCUACAAAGAAUUUGAUGAAAAAUUUCAAGUUGCUGCUCAAAAUAGAAAAACUGCUUCGACAAAACUAAAUCCUCACUCAAGUAGAAGUCACUCUAUUCUAUUGAUAAAGGUUCAGAGGGAGCAAACCAUACCACCAUUUAGGAGGUUAACUGGAAAAAUGUAUCUAAUUGACUUGGCUGGUUCUGAAGACAACAGAAGAACAGGCAAUGAAGGUGUAAGACUAAAGGAAAGUGGAGCAAUCAAUGGAUCAUUAUUUGCUUUAGGACAAGUUGUAGAUGCCCUCAAUAAUGCACAGCCAAGAAUACCCUACCGAAACAGCAAGCUUACUCGACUUCUUCAGGAUUCUCUUGGUGGUUCUGCACAUACUUGUGUUAUAGCCAAUCUUGCUCCUGAACCAAUUUUAUACUCGGACACACUUAACACCCUAAACUUUGCUACCAAAUCAAGAACUAUUGUCAAUAAGCCAUUCAUCAGGGAAUCUUAUGACAAGAGUGCAGCCUUUAAAAGACCUCAUCAGAAAAUGUGUCCAGAGGAUGGUGAGAGACCUGCCAAAAGUGUAAGAACAAAGGAUCAUUCAUCAAGCUCCAGUACAUACAACAGCACAGCAAUCCCCUCAGGUGUAUUAAGUCCCUUUAGAAUCAAGCAAGAUAUUCUUGAAGAAAGAAUGGAAGCACUAGAAAGAAGACUACUGGUGAAAACUGAACAUUUCAUUCAAAAAUUUCCUGAAGGUUCGGAGACAGCAAGGCACAGUCCAUUCAAAGAURUCAGUAUCCUAAGCUCUACUAGUCAACAAAGUAUUCUCAAAUCAAAUGAUGGCUCAAAAUCUCUGAAGACUUCGAAAAAAAAGAAAGUACCAUUAUCACAAAGGGUUCAAAACGCAUCAAAUGAAAUCAGUUCAUUACUGGUAGAAGAAAAUUUUACAGUAAAUAUCAACCCUGCUCUACAAGAAGCAUAUGAUUCAGAAUUGUUAUCAGUCCUUAAUAAUGGAGAUGUAAAAGACCUGAUUCAGUUAGAGGGCAUUGGGAAAAAACGUGCAGGGAUGAUUCUAGACUGGAGAUCACAACAUGGCUCUUUUACAAAGGUACAAGACCUAGCUCUGGUCAAUGGAUUGACCUUCAAAAUGGCAGAUACAUUUCGAAAAAAAAACCUCUUGAACAAAAUGGUCUUCACUUGAAAUAAACUUUAACCAGAGUAGGAUGGAGUAGGUUUUCGAAAGCAGCAAAAACCUAAGCUCAUAGUCAUAUCUGUACCUCCUUAAUGAGCAAACUUUGUUUCUUAGAAAAGCUUUCAAGAGUAAAUGUAGUUAUGUUAUAGAAGUCAUGUAUUAUUUUUAGCUUUGUCAUCGUUACCUUGUUUCUGGCUCAAUAAUACUACUAAGUCAAAAUGACUGUCGAUCAAGGCAAAGUUUUGACUGCAAAAGUUCCAAUUCUCAAUGGUCAUAGUGUUCAAUGACAACUGUUAUUUUAAGCCCUGGAGUAGGGAGGGUAGAUAACGAGUAAUUUUAGAUAUCACAAGAAAAAAUAAGAGAAAAAGUCAUGUUCAUAAAGAUCUGAUGUAAAAACAUAAAACCAGUUGUUAUAUAAAGUUUGGAAAUUCUUUAUUCAAACAAACUGCAACCGUUAUUUUAAGUCCUGGAGUAGGAAGGGUAGAUAAYGAGUAAUUUUAGAUAUCACAAGAAAAAAUAAGAGAAAAAGUCAUGUUCAUAAAGAUCUGAUGUAAAAACAUWACCAGUUGCUAUAUAAAGUUUGGAAAUUCUUUAUUCAAACAAAAUUUUUGCUAUACAGAUACAGCAAAUCAAAUAAACACAUACCAUACGUGUAUAUAAAAUAUAUAACAUACAUUGCCUCAAGUACUAACUUAAUUACAGUAAGUAGUAAGUUGUUGCGGCUGUCAUUAGUUCCUACAGUACAGUACAAACAUUAGUGGAUGGUGUGUACUUUAUGGCUGAGCAUUUAUAAUAAGAGUUAAAGCAAAUAAAGAUAUGCAAAGCGGA
Actinia tenebrosa (Australian red waratah sea anemone) is the source of this 2721-nucleotide messenger RNA. Its product is annotated as kinesin-like protein KIF22-A. The record is from RefSeq and is a predicted model, not a curated record. Gene Ontology annotation, molecular function: microtubule motor activity; microtubule binding; ATP binding. NCBI's taxonomy places the organism in Eukaryota, Metazoa, Cnidaria, Anthozoa, Actiniaria, Actiniidae. Gene Ontology annotation, cellular component: microtubule associated complex. Gene Ontology annotation, biological process: microtubule-based movement; spindle elongation; mitotic spindle organization.